AUUUCUUUAAAAGUAAAUACUGCCCAGAGAGUGAGUUGCCAUGGUAGAGGCUCUCGGAGUGUUUCUUGUUUUUUCAGUUUUAUGGGCCCUGAAAAGCUGAACAGCGUAGGUCUGGUUUUAAUUUAGUCCCAACUGAGAGCCCAUUAUUUAACCAGGAAGAAACCGGAUAGAGUUGGGACGGCCCAUCGUGGGAAUGUGAGCUGCUCGGCGGUCCACGAUUUAAGUUAUGACUUUAAUAUGGCUGAUAACGGUUCGAUUUUAACUUCAUGUAUUAUUUUUUACCUGUCGAUCGGGGCCGCGAUAUUCCAAAUUCUUGAAGAACAAAACUGGAAAAAGGCUGUAGAGAAGUAUGUCAAGGACAAGGAAGAUAUUCGGAGGAAAUAUAACUUAACAGACGACGCUCUGAAUGAGAUACUGCAGGUAGUGUCAGAGGCUGCGGGGCAAGGCGUGGCCAUCAUCGGGGACAAUGACCGCAAUCCGUGGGACUGGGGGAAUUCUUUAAUCUUCACUAACUCCAUCGUCACCACUAUAGGUUAUGGUAAUGUUGCUCCCAGAACAAAUGGUGGGCGUAUUUUCUGCAUCCUUUAUGGUCUGUGUGGGAUCCCCCUGUGUCUGGUAUGGGUAAGCAAGAUGGGUUCAUUCUUUGGAGACCGGGCCAAGCGUCUGUCUGGGGUGCUGAUAGAAAAAAAUGUAUCAGUGAAAAAAGUCCAGUUUAUCUGUAUAGCCUUGUUCCUUCUAUGGGGGCUGUUGGUGCACCUGGUGAUCCCGCCAUUUAUUUUCAUGUCCAUGGAAAAUUGGACGUACUUGGAAGGUUUCUACUUCUGUUUCAUCACGCUCACAACAGUUGGUUUUGGAGAUUAUGUGGCAGGUGUGAAUCCAGCUAUAAAGUACAACCCCAUCUACAGAGUACUUACAGAAUUAUGGAUCUACAUGAGCCUAGCUUGGCUGUCCCUGUUCUUUAGCUGGAACGUCCACAUGGUAGUUGACACUCACAAAGUGCUAAAGAAAAAAUGGCAAAAACACAGGCACAGAAACAUCUAUCACGAGGAACCACGCGAUGUAGAGAAAAAACCGCAGGAAAAUGCAAGGCCCAAGGUUGUUGACAUCUUCAGCUUCUUAUCUCAGGAGGCAGAAGACUACAACACGAUCAUAAAAAAGAUUGGCAUGUUAAGAGGCAAACAAGCAGCAGACAAAAUAAAUCGCUCAAAGAGCUGCAGCGACAUCCUGGCCAUGAACAUCCAGCCCCUGGAACACUCGCCGCGGCACCGACGUAUGAUCGGCACCAGCGAAGUGUUCAUCAAUGUGAUACCUGAGCGCGACCGUGACGAGAACGAAAGGGCCCGUUCAGCAUCAGAAAUCACGGGCGACCCUGAAUCUGAAGCAUGUGUGAGAAAUGAUGACAGCUGUGCAAUUGAUUUUGAAGCUGGUGGUAUUUCCUUCACUGUAGCUGCCAAAAAGACAGCAGAAGAAGAAACUGUACAGCAUCCCGAUGGUGGGGAGACUAGGUUUAUGAUAUCCAAGGUAGCUGAGGAAGAUUUGUUGGAUAAAGAGAAAGGGUGAGAUUGUGACACUGAUCAGUAUAUGUUGUGUAAAAUGUAUGCAUACUGUAAUGUACCAAAACAACAAACUGGAAAUGACACUGCAUAUUACAGCUACAGGAACAAAAGCAGCACCGUCUUACAGGGACACUUUUUUUUUUGUAAUUUUCAAAUGAUCUGCACUGAUUUGAGGAAAAAUAAAUCUCUGUUUCAAAUGGC
Archocentrus centrarchus (flier cichlid) is the source of this 1757-nucleotide messenger RNA. Its product is annotated as potassium channel subfamily K member 5-like. Gene Ontology annotation, cellular component: plasma membrane. Gene Ontology annotation, molecular function: potassium ion leak channel activity; outward rectifier potassium channel activity. The transcript has 5 exons. Lineage: Eukaryota; Metazoa; Chordata; Actinopteri; Cichliformes; Cichlidae. Gene Ontology annotation, biological process: potassium ion transmembrane transport; stabilization of membrane potential. The record is from RefSeq and is a predicted model, not a curated record. The coding region runs from base 238 to 1560 and encodes 440 amino acids.